This is a messenger RNA of Pyrus x bretschneideri (Chinese white pear), 486 nucleotides long. RefSeq lists its product as uncharacterized. Lineage: Eukaryota; Viridiplantae; Streptophyta; Magnoliopsida; Rosales; Rosaceae. Bases 1 to 486 code for a protein of 161 amino acids. The transcript has a single exon. The record is from RefSeq and is a predicted model, not a curated record.
AUGGAAAAGCUCAGAAGAUCGUCCAAAAACAAGACCGAUGUCGCUUGCAAGAGGCACCCGAAACACCAACAAUCCCCGGGCGUUUGCUCCUUGUGCUUGAAGGAAAAGCUAGAACGAGUUGCUCACAAGCUCUCAACUUAUUCUGUCCCCUACUUGCAUAGAACUUUUUCCGCUUCUCCUUCUACGACUUCUUCUUUAUCGUCGUACUACUCGUCCUCUUCAGCUUCUUCUUCUUCAUCUCCCGCGCCAGGUUACGAUCAAAAGGGUUCGAUAUCUUGGUUGUUGAGCGGUGAAAAUAAUGUGCUUAGUAAAAGUAGGUCGCUGGUGAAUUAUUUUCCGAGACGAAAGAGGAAGAUGGGAAGUGAAGAGAAGAAGAAGAGUCGGUUUUGGACAAAGUUGCUUCGUCCCAUAAGUAAGCGGAGGGAAGAGGGUUUGAUGCACUCUAGGACUGUAAGAGAGAUCAGGGUUCCUAAUAGGGUGCUUUGA